Molecule: messenger RNA, 687 nt
Organism: Diatraea saccharalis (sugarcane borer)
Lineage: Eukaryota; Metazoa; Arthropoda; Insecta; Lepidoptera; Crambidae
Source: the annotation of a GenBank genome assembly
AUGAUUGUAUUCAUCGUGACUUGUAUGUACGCAGUGUUGACUCAGUCGGGUGCGCAGGAGUCGAAGUUGGUUAACAUAAACCAGGGUCCUGUUAUAGGAUAUAAGGCUCAGGAAGCUGAUGUGUUUGCUUUCUACAACAUACCUUACGCAACUGCGCCGAAAGGACCACACAAGUUUAAGUCUCCUCUCCUACCACCGUCAUGGGAUGAACCUUUCGAAGCAGUAGACAAAGACGUGAUGUUUAUAUACGGAAUGCUGCGAUCCGUUACAUUACAAGUUGAAGCAGGCAAUAAUAAAAUGUAUUUGCAUCAAUUUUCUUAUGCACAUGAUAAAUUACCUAUUAUACCUUAUACAAAUAUGAGAGGAGCUAAUCAUUGCGCUCAAAUGGAUGUGGUUGUUGAUGAAGACGAGUCGGUACUUUCUGAUGAGUAUCGAAAUUUGAAAGCGACAAUGAGAGAAGUGUGGCUCAAUUUUAUAAUAACUGGAAAUCCAACACCAGAUGGAUUUUCGGAGAUACCUACAUGGACACCAGCAAACGCUCAACGAUCACCAUGUAUGUCUAUUGGGAAAACGAUAGAGCUGGUAGACUCAGUUGCAUCUGAUAGAUUCAAAUUUUGGAACGACAUAUACGAUCGCUACUAUCGCAAUACGAUACAACCUACGGAAGUAGCAGUGCCAGCGAAAUAG